Molecule: messenger RNA, 309 nt
Organism: Histoplasma capsulatum G186AR
Lineage: Eukaryota; Fungi; Ascomycota; Eurotiomycetes; Onygenales; Ajellomycetaceae
Exons: 3
Coding region: 1-309 (102 amino acids)
Source: RefSeq, a predicted model, not a curated record
AUGGCAACCUCACUAAUGUUAAUAUCGUGGUCAAGGACAGCUCCGUCACUGACACCACUGACUGGGAGAUAUUUCCUUACUAUCGAGUAUGAUGGGAGUAUGUUGUACUCUACCUCAGUCCCUAGUAGUGAGGAGGACAGGGAGUGGAAGGCUUUAUUGCGGAACAGAGAUCCAGAUGGUGAAAAAGUGAUGAAUGAAGUUCAUCAAGAAAAUAAGGAGCGAGACUCUUUAAAUAAAGCCAGAGACAAAGAGCAAGUUGAUAUGGUUCAAUAUCAUGUGAGCGCAGAAAAGAAACGGAUACCCGAGUGA